Sclerotinia borealis F-4128 is the source of this 747-nucleotide messenger RNA. NCBI's taxonomy places the organism in Eukaryota, Fungi, Ascomycota, Leotiomycetes, Helotiales, Sclerotiniaceae. The record is from the annotation of a GenBank genome assembly.
AUGGCUUCAAUAAUGGAAAACGCUUCGAUUGAGUCUGCAGCUGCAGUCAUUGUGAAUCACCCCUACUAUCCUCUUGAGAUGGAAAUAGCCAGUUAUCUUGCGAACGAAUGGACUGUACCUACGCUUCUGGGUGUCUUUUUUGGUGCUUGUGCGAUAUUGUUCUUAUGCACUCGCACCUUUGUUGCCAGAUCAUAUCCUCAUUUGUCGGGCGCUGAAAAGGCUGCGAUAUGGUGGUUAGUGUUGUCUGGCGCAAUCCACCUCUUCUUCGAAGGAUACUUUUCGCUCCAUCACACUCAAAUUAUCAAAGAUCAACAAUUGUUGGGACAACUCUGGAAGGAAUAUGCCCUCAGCGAUAGUCGGUAUUUGACAUCUGAUCCGUUUGUCCUUUGCAUGGAAACAGUAACAGCAUUUUUAUGGGGGCCUAUGUGCUUCACUGUUGCUGCCUUUAUUGCAACUCGACAUCCACUUCGACACCCCUUACAAAUCAUUGUCACUGUAGGAGAAAUGUAUGGACUUGUUCUAUAUUAUGCCACUCAUACUUUUGACUACUAUCAUAAAGAAGUUGUUUAUUCCAGACCAGAAUUUCUGUACUUUUGGUUCUACUACUUCUUCAUGAAUUUUCUCUGGAUGAUCUUUCCAGGCAUGCUCCUCGUUGAUUCCGUGCGUACUAUCGCGCGAACAUUCACAGAGCUCGACAAGGUUAAAAAUACUCAGGGAAUGAAUGGCGUCGCAAAGAAAGGACAAUAA